Messenger RNA from Paramecium primaurelia, 523 nucleotides. Lineage: Eukaryota; Ciliophora; Oligohymenophorea; Peniculida; Parameciidae. The record is from the annotation of a GenBank genome assembly.
AUGAUAUUAUCCUUAUCCAUACUUUUUGGUUAUUUUUAUAUCAUUUUUAAUACAAUUAAAACCAAAUCUUACAAAAAUAAAGAAUAUUUUAAAUUUUUUGUUUGUAAAGAUAAAUUCUAUUGUUGGGCUUUUUAUUCUAUAUUUAAGAUUCAGAAGUACUCUAAUUAAUAUUGAUAUCAGCAACUUGUUUAAUACAAUGAGUGUUAAUUUAUAAUAAUGGUAAACUAUUAAAAGGAUUUAAUUAUCUCAUACAAUUUAUUGUUAGUUACAUUAAGCUCUUUAGCAUAUAUUUAGGAUUUUGAAUAAUUUUUUUGGAAGAUAACAAAAUUAUUCUGGGUUGAAUCCAUAUUUUUGUACUAUCAUUAGGGGUAUAAUUGAAAGCAUUCCAAUUUUUGAUUAGUAAAAUCAAAGAAAAUUUUGGAAAAAGCUAAAUAAAUCUCAACAUUUUGAAGAAUCUCACAUUAUUAAAUAAUUUGACUCUUUUGAUCAUAUAUAAGAUGUGAAUAACAAUUACAACUUUUGA